Molecule: messenger RNA, 2435 nt
Organism: Archocentrus centrarchus (flier cichlid)
Lineage: Eukaryota; Metazoa; Chordata; Actinopteri; Cichliformes; Cichlidae
Gene: atp6v1b2a
Product: ATPase, H+ transporting, lysosomal, V1 subunit B, member a
Exons: 14
Coding region: 126-1637 (503 amino acids)
Biological process (GO): proton transmembrane transport; ATP metabolic process; vacuolar acidification
Cellular component (GO): proton-transporting V-type ATPase, V1 domain
Molecular function (GO): ATP binding; proton-transporting ATPase activity, rotational mechanism
Source: RefSeq, a predicted model, not a curated record
CAAACAUCCGGUUCCUCAGUGUCAUAUGACCAGCGCUCUGCUGUCAUUGAUGUUAUUCGGUAGCAGUUAACAAAGCACAUCAUCCAGCGUUAGCUUUUUAAAAGUUUUCUUUACCUUAUCCGACAAUGGCAACACUAGUGGCAAACAGGGCGAUGGAUAUUAACGGCUUGGCAGCGGCUUCGAGGACACACACCCAGGCUGUGACCAGGAAUUACAUCUCUCAGCCCAGGCUAACUUACUCCACUGUAUCUGGUGUAAAUGGACCUCUGGUGAUCCUGGAUAAUGUGAAGUUCCCCAGAUAUGCUGAGAUUGUUCACCUGACCUUGCCAGAUGGUACCAAGAGGAGCGGGCAGGUCCUCGAGGUGAUUGGAAGCAAGGCAGUUGUUCAGGUAUUUGAGGGAACAUCGGGCAUUGAUGCCAAGAAGACAGCCUGCGAAUUCACUGGUGAUAUCUUGCGUACCCCGGUGUCGGAGGACAUGCUGGGGCGUGUGUUCAAUGGUUCAGGAAAACCCAUCGAUCGCGGGCCCAUUGUUCUGGCUGAGGACUACUUGGACAUCAUGGGUCAGCCCAUCAAUCCUCAGUGCCGUAUAUACCCUGAGGAGAUGAUCCAGACCGGCAUCUCGGCCAUUGAUGGCAUGAAUAGUAUCGCCAGAGGACAGAAGAUCCCCAUUUUUUCUGCUGCUGGCCUGCCCCACAAUGAGAUUGCUGCCCAGAUCUGUCGUCAAGCUGGCCUGGUGCAAAAGUCCAAGGAUGUGAUGGACUAUAGUGCGGACAACUUUGCCAUUGUCUUCGCAGCCAUGGGGGUCAACAUGGAAACUGCUCGUUUCUUCAAGUCUGACUUUGAGGAAAAUGGCUCUAUGGACAACGUCUGCCUUUUUCUGAACUUGGCCAACGACCCUACUAUCGAGCGUAUCAUCACUCCCCGCCUGGCGCUGACUACAGCAGAGUACCUGGCCUACCAGUGUGAGAAGCAUGUCCUGGUCAUCCUCACUGACAUGAGUUCCUACGCUGAGGCUCUGAGAGAGGUCUCUGCUGCCCGAGAGGAAGUCCCCGGCCGCCGAGGCUUUCCUGGCUACAUGUACACUGAUCUGGCCACUAUUUAUGAACGUGCCGGCAGAGUGGAGGGCAGAAGCGGCUCCAUCACCCAGAUCCCCAUUCUCACCAUGCCCAAUGAUGACAUCACCCAUCCAAUUCCUGACCUGACUGGAUAUAUCACAGAGGGCCAGGUCUACGUGGACAGACAGCUGCACAACAGACAGAUCUACCCACCUAUCAAUGUGUUGCCCUCACUGUCCCGUCUAAUGAAGUCCGCUAUCGGUGAGGGAAUGACCAGGAAGGACCAUGCUGAUGUGUCAAACCAGCUGUAUGCCUGUUAUGCUAUUGGUAAGGAUGUCCAGGCCAUGAAGGCUGUGGUGGGAGAAGAGGCCCUCACCUCUGAUGAUCUGCUUUAUCUAGAGUUCCUGCAGAAGUUUGAAAAGAACUUCAUCGCUCAGGGCCCGUACGACAACAGGACAGUUUAUGAAACUCUGGACAUCGGGUGGCAGCUGCUGCGAAUCUUCCCCAAGGAGAUGCUCAAGAGGAUUCCUCAGAGCACCCUGGCAGAGUUUUACCCCAGGGAGUCUGCUGCCCGUCACUGAGGCACACUUAAGGAUGCCCCCAUUCACCCCAUUCCUUACUUUAACCUCAGCCUGAAGUACUCUCAAUUUAUCUCCAGGUCAUCUCCUUCCCACGAAUCAGAUCACCCAACACCACCAUUCCAUUUCACCCCUACCCAGAAAUACGAUUAUAAUAUCCCCCAUCUUUAGAUGUACUGUAGUAUGUGUCUGUGUCCCAAGAGUUUAUGUAAGAAAAGUGUCGGGGUAAUGUCUCCCUUUGACUGCAAAAGAAAGAGUGAGCAUAUUGUUAAAGAUCAAAUCAGUCCUUAUUUAUUGGGACGUCUUAUUGCUGGAUUGUUCUCUUGUUUUUAGAAAUAAAUGCUAUGUAAUUUCCCCAAGUAAAACAACAGGUUUCCCACUGAAGAAAGAUGUGUGUAGAAUGAUGCCUGUCAAAAAUAAAAUGUUUAAUUUUUAGUAUUUAGAUUGCCAGAGAGGUUGAGUUAUUUAAUAUUGUAGGCUAAAAGAAACAAACUUACAGUUUCACAUCCUACCUUACUGGUAUUUGUGUUAAAGUAUUGUUCAACAGUCAUCUGCUGUAUUUUUUUCAGUGGCUUUAUAUUUUUUCAUGUCACCUGGACUUUGACGCUUUCUUCUCUCCUUUGGGCCCUCGUACCUCUCCCUACUCAGCACGGUGGAUAUUUACAUUAUUUGUGCUGUUUUGAUUUGUCUUGCAAAAAGUUAAGUGAAAGUAUAUUAAAAAAUUCCCAUCUGUCUGCAGUAACUAACUCUUUAUUGUGCAACUGUGGUUUUGUGAGUUUAAAUUAAAUUAUAUGAGAAAAC